Messenger RNA from Mesorhabditis spiculigera, 288 nucleotides. The record is from the annotation of a GenBank genome assembly. Lineage: Eukaryota; Metazoa; Nematoda; Chromadorea; Rhabditida; Rhabditidae.
AUGUUCACGCCUCCCACGGACGUUGCGAUGUGCGCGCCGUCAACGUCGAGUCAGUCGAGUUCGAAUGGCAGCCGUCGUCGCAGCUCUUCCUCGAGCGCCGGCUCGGUGGCAAUGGGCCACUGUGCCGUGUGUUCUGAUCCGGCCGAGGGGAUGCAUUUUGGAGCGGUCGCGUGCGCGGCGUGCAGCGCGUUUUUUAGAAGGUCGAUCGCCGAGCAAAAAGUGUACACCUGUGAGAGCAAACGAUGCCCGGUCCAAGCCAGUACGUUUUCUUCGUUUCUAGCUUUUAAA